AUGGGCGGCGAUGGCUGGCUGCGCAGGAGGGUCGGCGGCGGCCUGCGCCGCAGGGAGGUGCGGCGGCAACGGGACGGCGCAGGGAGGGGAUUUUUACGCAGGGAAGGAGAGUUGGCACCGCGGCUGCCGACGCCAGGAGGGGCGGCUGCACCUCGCGACACGGCGGCAGCGCAGGGAUGGGCGGCGUCGACGCAGGGAGGGAGAGCUGGGGGCGCGGCUGCGGCGCAGGGUGGGACGGCGACGGAUAGCAACGCAGGGAGGGGCGGCGGCAGCUGGCGAAGCGGCGGCGGCGCAGGGUGGAACGCCAACGGCUAG
Messenger RNA from Setaria italica (foxtail millet), 315 nucleotides. Its product is annotated as circumsporozoite protein-like. Lineage: Eukaryota; Viridiplantae; Streptophyta; Magnoliopsida; Poales; Poaceae. The record is from RefSeq and is a predicted model, not a curated record. The coding region runs from base 1 to 315 and encodes 104 amino acids. The transcript has a single exon.